Messenger RNA from Drosophila obscura, 2252 nucleotides. Its product is annotated as tensin homolog. Bases 208 to 1821 code for a protein of 537 amino acids. The transcript is spliced from 2 exons. NCBI's taxonomy places the organism in Eukaryota, Metazoa, Arthropoda, Insecta, Diptera, Drosophilidae. The record is from RefSeq and is a predicted model, not a curated record. Gene Ontology annotation, molecular function: protein binding.
UCUGUUCAUGUCGGACGCGCUUUUAAAGCACGGACAAAGUGGUGCCGAUUCACACGAAUACAAAUAUAUAGAAUUGUACAUGCUGCAGAUACAUACUUUUCUAUAUAUGCACACAUAUAAAUAAACGACGAUACACCAAAAUAGGCUCGAUAUUUCUUCUUCAGCGAAUACUUAGAUUAAGACGCUGAUAAGUUGAACAAGGUCAAAAUGACAACAGUGUAUGGACUUAUUCCUGUGGGUGAGAUCGCUCCCUGUAUUGAAAAUCGCACAAGUCCGGAAUCAGAUGACACAGAAAAUAUACCAUACCAUGCACGUGAAAAUGCUCAACCCUUUACGUAUGGGAACGUGCCUGUGGGAUUCAGUACCAGCGACUUAAGCCAUGUCCCGUCAGAGGACGUUUUUGAAACACCAAGUGCAAAACGUGUUCAAAGCACCUACCCAAGCAGUCCUUCAAGCACUCGUAAAAGCACAAGACCCGGCAUUUCGCCAUCUCGCCCUGUGCUAAGGAAGACGCCUUCACGACAAGAAUUUGAAGAAAUGUUGAUGGAACGAAAAGACAAAUCUUUGCGAGAACAAAAUAAUGCGGCAACUAAGUUGGCACAAAAAGCAUCCAUACAAAAAGAUUUCGAUGAGCUGCAUGAGAAGCUCAAUAAAACCAUUCUUUCCACGCAAAAUAUAAAUGGGUCCAAACAGGAAAAAUACAUAGGCUUCACAGAUUCAACACAAGCUGCUUUAUGCCCUUCCCAAAGCUCAGAAAGCUUUGAUUCCACCCAGCUUGUGGUAGAAAAGAAACGUCCGGAGACGCCAACGUUUCCGGUUGCUCAGAAUUUGGUCAACAGUGAGCGAUGUAUCAGCCCGUACCCAUCAGGAACUGCAAAAUGCGCAACAUCUGAAGAGCAGGGUUUUGUGGCACAACCCAGUAUUACUCAAGAUGUGGAGCCACAUUUGGUGAAGUUUGCCAAAGAUUCAUCACAAUUUUGGUACAAGCCACAUAUGACUCGAGAAGAGGCUGUGCAGCUGCUGCGUACCGCACAGGUCGGGACAUUUCUCAUACGAAAUUCGACCACAUAUCGCGAUGCAUAUGGGCUUGUGUUGCGGGUUGCGAAAGCUCCACCAGGCGUACCUAGUACGAGUAUAUCAGGCAACGGGGAUGAGUUGGUACGACAUUUUCUUUUAGAGCCUACGAAUCGAGGCAUUCGUCUAAAGGGAUGCGUAAACGAACCAAUAUUUACGUCCUUAUCAGCCUUUGUCUAUCAGCACUCAAUUAACAAAUUAGCUCUGCCAUGCACUCUUAUUAUACCGGACCAGGACCUGCUCCUGUAUUCUCGCGACAAUGAUCUGAUAUCCAGACAAAAGCAGAUUCUUGUACAGGGCGCUGCAUGCAACGUGCUUUACUUGUACCAGUGCGAUACGGAAUCGCUUACUGGGCUCGAGGCCGUUCGUAAAUCCGUUCAUCAGAUGUACUUGGAUGCCAAAUAUUCCCUUCCAAUAGAAGUGCAUUUAAAAAUAUCGCAAGAAGGCAUUACAUUGACCGACAACACCCGUAAAACUUUUUUUCGCCGACAUUAUGCAGCACAGAAUAUUUCUCACUUUAGCAUGGACCCUAAUCAACGAUUUUGGAGUGUCAAUGCAAGCGACGAAGGAUUGCAGCGAUCAGUGAACAAGUCAAUAUUUGCUUUCGUAGCCCGUCCGAUGACCGGUACAAAGGACAACCAAUGCCACAUUUUUUGCGAUUUAGCCUUCUCGCAACCAGCAUCAGCAAUUGUAUCGUUCGCCAAUAAAGUUCUUCCAUUAAGUAAAUCAAGCUGUAACAUGCUAUAAGCAAACUUAUGUUAUGUUUCAUGUUCUUUUUACCCAUACAUAUUGUAUUUAUUUUGAAGAUAGAAGGAUGUUUAUAUUAUUUACUGAUGAGCUGAAAGUAACUGACAAACAAAAUCAAAUGCAUGCCCAAUAAACGAAUAAACCACAUUUAUUGGUAGCUAUUAGUUUACAAAAGGAAUACCUUGGAAGUAUCAAAAUCUUUCAAAACUUAAAAAGUUCGAUUCUUGCGCUGGAUAAAUGCGUUCUUAGCCCUUUUAACAUCAUGAAAUAUACUGGAAUCAUUGGAAUAAUACUGAUACGAAUCGUACAAAAAGGUUUCAUGUACUAUAAAUGGUAAGGGGCUGUUAGAGUAAAAACAUUGCCAGUAACUGUUUUAUGUAAUGAUCGUUAAAUAAUAUAACAACAAAAAUUAGGUAAAUAAAAAUGAUCUG